Molecule: messenger RNA, 1468 nt
Organism: Westerdykella ornata
Lineage: Eukaryota; Fungi; Ascomycota; Dothideomycetes; Pleosporales; Sporormiaceae
Exons: 8
Coding region: 150-1313 (387 amino acids)
Source: RefSeq, a predicted model, not a curated record
CUUCUAGCUUAAGAUCGUUUCCGCAGACUUCCAAUUGCACUACUCUAGACCAUCUCCACAAGGACUGUCUUUCACCUUAUCCCUCCAUUCAAUAUCUAUCGCGUGCCUUCAGCAUACCCUACACAUCCCCAGUCCCUUACGCAACCUCGAUGCUACCCGUUCCCAAGCCGACCGCCCGUCAGCCUCGCAAAUGGACACUGGAAGAAGAUCGCAAAUUGCGAGAGGAAGUCGAAGCACAAAGAAGUGAGGGCGAAGUGAAGGAUUGGUGUCGCAUUGCCGCAAAGUUGCCUGGGCGAACCAAUAAGGAUUGUCGCAAAAGGUGGCUUAAUUCGGUCGCUGGAGGCUUGAAGAAAGGCCAAUGGUCAAAGAGUGAAGACAUACAAUUGGCACGGGGUGUGGAACAGUAUGGGCAAAGGUGGACAGUGAGUCGGACAUUACACGGAGAGGCUCAAAGCCACUUCAUAGACACUGAUGAAAUCCAGCUGGUCGCCGAACUGGUCGGUUCCCGAAGUGCAGACCAAUGUGCGAAACGGUGGCAACAGUCACUCGACCCCGAGCUGGAUCGGAGUGAGUGGCGAGAGAGCGAGGACCAACUUCUUAUCGAAGCCGUGCAGCGUUUAGGACGCCAUUGGAAAGAUAUACAGGAACGUCACUUUCGAGGACGGUCGAAGAAUUGCAUCAAGAACCGCUACACCGUAAUCAUGCGGAGGUACCAGAAUGCCGGUAUCACAUUGCCUGGAAGCACAGGAGGAUCCGAGCCAGGCACUCCUAGCCACCGCUUCUCUGCCUAUUCAGCCCAAGAUGAAGAGCCAUUGCAUUAUCCGGAGAAUAUGUAUGACGAUCUUUUGACGACCCACACACAAGUCUCGACGCCCGAUACCCAUCACUCUUGGUCCAUGGACGAAGAGCCUUUCGGCAACUGGUCAUCCCCGCAACCAUUUGGCAUGGCCCCCACCGCUCCCACCACCGACUUCAGAUUCGCUCAACAGCUUCACACGCCCGUGACAGUUGCAGCGCACUGGGGCUGGACAACCACAUCUAUGGAGCCUGGAUCAAUAAUUCCCAUGGCCUCCCCGACAGCUUUCCCACCAGGCUUCGCACAUCAAACCCCAACGUACGGUGCAAAUCCCGUUGGCCAGGGCACAGUCGCGCAAGUUCGGAGUCCACAAAGCAGCCAUCCUGCAGCCAACUAUCGUACUGUGAGCUACAGUAUGCGAGGUCCUACCAGUUCGCCGGGAUUGGUCAACGCUAUACCCUAUCAUGAUUCAACACCUAUGAGCAGAAUGGAGGGCGAGCACCGCUAUCGCUAUUGAACGGUCGGCCCACAAGUAUCAUAUUGGUUGUUGGACCUGACGCCGUCUCGCAUAUACCGGAGCUUAAAUCUGGGUCCAGCGCUCGCAUCCGAGUCUUGUUGACCUCCACAGGGUGGGACCAGAAAGAGCUCCCAGAUCUUCAACAGGUUGCACUU